UUUCCUACACAUGUAAGUACACGCCACGCCACUGUUUUCUGCCAACACCCCUAAUUUAAAGAUUGGACUCGUCCGAGACGAGUUUUCGUCUCUGCGCACUCCUACCACCGUGGACGAUCUGUCAUUUCGCGGACUCUACCAAUAUUAGUAACAAAAAGGGUUGUUGCCAACCUGACGGCGAAGUCACAUAAUCCCAGACAAAUCACCUAAAAAAUUAUGGAAUAUUCAGAUUCGGAAUGUAACGGGGAAACUUUAGAUAAGAUAUUGAUGUACAAAUGGGCUGACAUAACCUCAGAAUUUAAGGAUGCAGUUAUAGACUUAGGCAUGGGCGAGUUAUUGCACGACAAUUUGUUUGGGCUUUUUGAGGCCAUGUCAGCGAUUGAGAUGAUGGACCCCAAAAUGGACGCUGGGAUGGUUUGUAACAGGGGGGCGCGCAAAGCCAAGACACUCAGCCAGACAAUUGAGGAGGGUAUAUUGCAAUUGGAUGAUUUCUCGUACGAAAAAAUGAUCGGGAUUAUUGACACUACACUGGCUUGUAUCGUUUCGUGGUUAGAAGGUCAUUCGUUGGCUCAAACCGUUUUCACUAAUCUUUAUUUACAUAAGCCUUACAGCAUAGAAGACAGGACUAUGAAAGCUUUCUGCCUCAUGGUGUACAAACUAUUGGAAAUAAUUAAGCAUUUUGUGCACAAAGCCAUGGUUUACGAAGAAGAGGACUUCCAACCGAUGCAAUACGGCUACCACCUCAAUCCUGACAUCUCCGAACAGAGAAUUAUCGGAAUGUUACGCGAAGUUGAAGAGGAAUUACAUCGGAAAAUUCGGUCGAAACAAUCAUCUAGUGAAAUUCAAGCUGUUCACGCACGCAUUAAAUUCAUGCGAGUGUUUUACCAAGCUUUGACGCUGAUGAGGCGCGAGGACCAGCCCCCUGCCAUCACCGACUGCCAAAGACUGCUGCUCACAGCGUCUGACCAAUUAAUUAUCAUGAAAGAAACGGUCGAUUUGGGGCUCCAAUCAGGUGAUAACGAGUUAAUUCCGGGCUUUGAACCCUUAAUAAACCAGCGAUUGUUACCCCCAACGUUUCCUCGCUACACCAAAAUUAAGCCGAGGGGCGAAGCCCUCAACUAUUUCUCAGACAUGGUCGACAGGUUUAAAACCAUAACAAAAAUCCAGUCAAUAACGUCGCUACACCAAGUUAUAGAUUUCUUCAUUGAUUUUAGUAAAACUAGUCCGUGUUUGCUGUCUCGGUCAGCUCUUCAGUUACUAUAUCAAGGGACAAACCCGUGCGCCUUGCGUGACAUUUUAAAGGAAGCAGUGAAGACGUUCAUAUGCCCACCUGCGUUGGUCUCAAAAUCGAUUCUUUCGAACCAACAAGCCAAAAAAUACGUGGAGACGUUUUUGGCUCAUUGUACGCGACCUUUCGCUAGUUUUUUACAACUUUGUGGCCACAACAGGGCCAGACAAAGAGACAAGUUGGCUCAUUUACUUGAAGAGUUUACUAAUCUACAAGAUGAGGCUGAACGAGUCGACGCUUAUUUACAUAAUAUAUCGGUCAAUUCGACCUCACGGCCACAUUUGGCAUGUUUCGGUACUUGGAUUUUGUACCACACGCUCAAAAUUAUGAUUAUGUACUUACUGGCAGGGUUCGAGUUGGAACUCUACAGCAGGCACGAAUAUUACUACAUUUAUUGGUACUUGUACGAGUUUUUAUACGGGUGGCUGGUGUCGGCCCUUUCACGGGCUGAUAGUUUUCUAGUCGAAAACGAGCUCAUAAACGAGUUACAAAAGUCGAAAAACACGUCGAAAAAGAAACCGAAACACAAGAGAAAACCAAGGCCCUACAAUCGGGACAUUGUUUAUUACCAGGCGUUACAGAACAUGUGCGGCGGUUACUACAAAGCUUUGAUGGGCUUCCGAUUGGACGGGAAACUGACGAUGCCCCACCCCCAGUUCGAUAACGAACAAGUGCGGUAUGAGCACCGUUUCGCCCCCUUUCAGAACCUCCUCACGCCGCCCCCAGUCCAGUACUCGGAAUUUCGGGAGAUGACGUCCGUUGAGAGGUUGCAACAACCAGUUGAUAGUAUUUAUUUUUACGUAACGGGGUGCAAACACUUCCACCAAGCGCGCCAAUUGCUGGAGAACAUCCAAGCUGAUAGCGAAAUAAUCGACCUGAUUAAAAUAUCCAAAACUAAUUUUAUUGUGUUGAAGUUGCUAGCCGGGGGGCACAAGAAAGACUCGGUGACGCCCCCAGAGUUCGAUUUCUCGGUCAAUCGCUACUUUCCGAUAAUCAAACUGACUUAAUUUUUUUUGCUGUGAUGAAGGGGCUUUUUUUGCAACUUGGGCGGAAAUUUCGGCUUCAAUUGUUUCUUCUUUAUUUGACGCGGGGUUAAAUUUGGUUCGUUGGGCGGCAUAGUGUUUGGGGUUAGUCUCGUGGUUCUGAAUAUAUUCGAGUCGAUUUUAUUUAUUAGGAUGUCGGAAAAUUCAUCAUCGUGUUUUUUUAUCUCGUCGAUUUUUUUAUGUAGGGGCAGAAUUGCCGGCGCCAGCAAUCGAAAGACCAUCUGCAAAUAAAUUUUUAUCAAGA
This is a messenger RNA of Tribolium castaneum (red flour beetle), 2575 nucleotides long. It is a transcript of the gene Naa35, whose product is annotated as N(alpha)-acetyltransferase 35. NCBI's taxonomy places the organism in Eukaryota, Metazoa, Arthropoda, Insecta, Coleoptera, Tenebrionidae. Gene Ontology annotation, cellular component: NatC complex. Bases 217 to 2295 code for a protein of 692 amino acids. The record is from RefSeq and is a predicted model, not a curated record. The transcript is spliced from 13 exons. Gene Ontology annotation, biological process: N-terminal peptidyl-methionine acetylation.